Messenger RNA from Penicillium odoratum, 1161 nucleotides. Its product is annotated as elongator complex protein 4. Gene Ontology annotation, cellular component: elongator holoenzyme complex; transcription elongation factor complex; cytoplasm. The coding region runs from base 1 to 1161 and encodes 386 amino acids. The transcript is spliced from 2 exons. Lineage: Eukaryota; Fungi; Ascomycota; Eurotiomycetes; Eurotiales; Aspergillaceae. Gene Ontology annotation, biological process: tRNA wobble uridine modification. The record is from RefSeq and is a predicted model, not a curated record.
AUGUCAUUCCGCAAAAGAAAUAUCGGCUUAUCAACUGGCGUCGAUCGCGCUGCUGUUCCCAAUGCCUCCGCACAGCCAUCCCCGCCUGAAUCUAUUCCAGGCAUUCGCCCCUCACCUGAUGAUGGACGGCCAACUACUUCUACGGGAACACCUUCGCUAGAUGGGCUUCUUGCGGGACAUGCAGGUCUUCCUAUGGGGAAGGCUUUGCUUAUUGAGGAAAAUGGAACUACAGAUUUCGCGGGCGCAUUGCUACGAUAUUACGCGGCUGAAGGCGUUGUCCAAGAACAAAAGAUCCUUGUGGUUGGCGUCCCAGAGCAAUGGGGCCGAAGCUUGCCUGGCUUGAUUGGGACAGCGGAGUCUUUGGAAAAGCGGUCAGAUAAGCGCAAAGACGAGCGCAUGAAGAUUGCUUGGCGAUACGAGCGACUGGGCGAAUUUGGAGCUGGCAUUGCCGGCUCCCGUGAUGCCCCUGCAUCAACCAGUGAAAGCGAUACAGGUUCGAAGCAAGCAGCUUUCUGUCAUGCCUUCGAUCUCACAAAACGUCUCGCCCACCCUUCCAUUACCAACAUGAGCUUUAUUCCACUGGUGCCCUCGAGGGGUUCGCCAUUCAUUUCCAUUCUUAAACGACUCCAAGACGCCGUUGCAUCUGCUGGUCCAAAUACCAUCCAUCGCAUUGUCAUUCCUUCCUUGCUCAACCCCACAAUGUACCCACCCGACGCUUGCCAGCCUGAGUAUGUGCUGCAGUUCAUGCAUGGUCUAAGGGCUUUGAUGAGUGCGCAUGCAACUCGCAUCACUGCCAUGAUCACUCUUCCAUUGUCCCUGUUCCCCCGCUCUUCCGGCCUUAUCCGGUGGAUCGAACUUCUCAGCGAUGGUGUUAUUGAGCUUUGUCCAUUCCCCCAUUCUGCCGAUGCACUGGCGACCUCCGGAGCUGCGACGUCCCAGGAGGAGCCACCACAAGGAAUGCUGAAGACACACCGAAUCCCUGUUUUGCAUGAACGUGGCGGCGGGAGUGACCAGAAUGUGGGACAAGAUUGGGCGUUUAACUUGAGUCGUCGGCGAUUUGAGAUUAAGCCGUUUAGCUUGCCGCCAGCGGAAGGUGACAAGGAAGCACAAGAUGCACCUGCAUCCAGCGGAAUGCCCAAGAAGGCAGAUCUAGAAUUUUGA